UCACGGCUCCUUGUCAUGGCUUCCCGGCCUUAACCGUGGCAAUAUAUAUAACCACCCACGCCGGCAAACCAUCCAACUGCCCAUCCAUUCCCACUUCCACUGCCCACCCAAACGCGUUCGCCAUGGCCGUGCAGGCGCGGCACUUCUCCCACGACUUCCCGGCGGCGGUGGGCGGCUCCCUGUUCCUGGACGAGUACGCCGGGUGCGCGCCGACGACGGCGCCGGCGUGGCCUCGGGACACGACGGUGCUCAGGGACUUCCCGCGCAGCGACCUCGCCUGCAACUACGGCUUCGUGCCGCGGAAGAGGCCGCGCCUGGCGGCGGCGGAGGCGCCAGCGGCGGGAUGUUUCUUGGACGAUCAGCGCGCGGUUAUGAUCCCGGCGGGGAUCGAGGGUCUGGUGGCAGUGCCAUCUGGCGUCGUCGAUGCGCAGAGCAGGGUGGUGGGCUCCGGCGUCGCGUCCACCAGCGGGAGGGCGGCUAAUGGCGCGAGCGCGGCGCGGGGCUUUCUGGCGUGGAUGCACCACCAGGGCAUGGAGAUCGAUGCGCUCGUAAGGCUCGAGGCAGAGAGGAUGCGCGCGGGUCUGGAGGAGGCGCGGCGGAGGCAUGCCCGUGCGCUUCUGGCCGCCGCGGGCCGCGCCGCGUCGGGGCGGCUGCGCGCGGCGGAGGCCGAGGCGUCGCGCGCGCUCCGGCGCAACGCGGAGCUGGAGGAGAAAGCCCGGCAGAUGGGCGCGGAGUGCCAGGCGUGGAUGGGCGUCGCCAGGAGCCACGAGGCCGUCGCCGUCGGCCUCCGCGCCACCCUCGACCAGCUCCUCCAGUCGCCCCGUGCGGCCGAGGGCGAUGCCGAGGACGCGCAGUCGUGCUGCUUCGAGGCGCCGCCGGCCGCGGGAGACGUGGACGGUGCCGCGGGGUCGUCCAAGGCCGUGGCGGCGGCACCGUCGUGCAGGUCGUGCGGCGGCGGCGAGGCGUGCGUGCUGCUGCUGCCGUGCCGGCACCUGUGCCUGUGCCGCGCGUGCGAGGCCGCCGUAGACGCGUGCCCCGUCUGCGCGGCCGCCAAGAACGGCUCGCUCCACGUCCUGUUCUCCUGAGGCGUGCCGUGCUCGUCCGUGGACGCGCGGAUGACAACGGCCUGGCUCCUCCCACAAGGCCGAGUCAGAGCGAGAGCACGCUAUCCACUUCAGUGCCACGCCGUCCUCGCAUCAUGCCGAUGGGCGGAAUAGCGUAGCAUCCUGGGAAGGAGAUUAUGUGGAGAAUGGGCAACGGCGCAAAACAAUUCUGUUCAGUCGCACAUGAAUUGGAGGUACCCGAAGGUUGACGUCCAGACUGAAUCGUGCGAAGGUAGUUCAGCUUGCAGGAGUUAGCUGCAGAAAUGGAGACAAUGUCUGACGAGCACACGUGUUCUCUUGACAAAGUCACCAAUGGCUGAACCAACGAACAGUUCUUUGCUGGAAAAGCUUUCUUUCAGUGUAGAUUGUCAACAAAUUAUCGAUUCGUCUGAAGUCUGAACCAAUCCUUGAGGUGCUUUCAGAUCUCUGAAGAAUGGUGCGCGUUACACCUCUCAAGCGAUUUGGUAAAACUCUAAUCCGACAACGAUGCACGGCGGGUGUCCCGCGACUCGCGAGGAGAUGAUGGCGUCGAUGUACAUAUUUUGUGCAAGCGAGAGGGGUUCUGGUUUCUGAAUGGUGAAGUUGUGAAAUGAUGCCAACACCGCUGCAGAAAUCAGGCCUGCACAAAAGUAUCUUUAAAGUGAUGAUUAUUCGAAGUGAUCCGUGUACUUUAGAUAACUUGGUAGAAUGGUACACCCCAUCCUAAAUUAUUAUUUAUUCUGACUUUUUUUGGUA
Messenger RNA from Setaria italica (foxtail millet), 1838 nucleotides. RefSeq names its product probable BOI-related E3 ubiquitin-protein ligase 3. NCBI's taxonomy places the organism in Eukaryota, Viridiplantae, Streptophyta, Magnoliopsida, Poales, Poaceae. Bases 123 to 1085 code for a protein of 320 amino acids. The record is from RefSeq and is a predicted model, not a curated record. The transcript is spliced from 2 exons. Gene Ontology annotation, molecular function: ubiquitin-protein transferase activity.